AUGGAUAAUUGUAUACCUUUAACUCAAAUAAUAAGCUAUGAAACCUAUUCAAAAGAAAAUUGCAAUAUUCAAGGCAAUUCUUAUAAUUUGUACAAUGAAAAUAUAAUGGAAAAUUCGCAUGAAGAUAACGUAAUUAAUAAAAUCACAACCCAUGAAAAUGAUAAUUUAAACAAUUCAACAAAUGCGAGGCCAAAAAAAGGCAGAAAAAGAAAAUUCCCCGAACAAAACAGAAUGCAAAAAAAGAAAAAACUCAACACAGGCCAAGAGUACAUAAACCACAAGGGAAAAGUAGUGGAAAAGAAGGAAUUCAAGGGCGAAAACUUCGACUGCAAAUGCCCGAAAAAGUGCGCAGAAAAAUUGACCGUCGAGCAACGCAGGGCCGAAUUCAACAAGUUUUGGACGGCGGGCUCGUACGAAACGCGGUGCGCCCUGCUUCAAGGCUGCGUCAAGCAGAAAAACAAAAAGCGUUGCUAUAGCGACACGUCGCGGAGGCAGUUCACCAGGGAGUACACGAUUUGCGAUGUUCCGGUGUGCAAGAAAAUGCUGACCAACACUUUCAGUAUCAGUCAGUCGCGUGUAGAUGUCGCUCUGGCAAAGUUUUCCGCGCACAUGCCUUUGAACGAUCAGAGAGGGGUUAAAUCGGGCGGGAAGAACAAAAUUCCCGAUUCCGAGAUCGAGAAAAUGAGGGAUUUUUUCGAGAAAUUGCCGAAAUCUGGCGGGAAGAGUAGCUAUAUAAGCGGGGAUUUAAAUUUAACGAUUCUUUUUAAUAUGUUUACUGAAAAAUAUCCCAACAGUUGUAGUAGGUCGAGAUUUAAGAAGUAUUUUUAUGAAGAAUGUAAUUUAAGAUUCAAAAAAACGCCCAGCAGUAAUAAAGCGAGUAAAGGUAGUAAAAUCAAUCAAUUUAUGAGCGUGUUAAAUUUAUUCGGAAAUGAAGCAAACGUCACAAAAAAUAAUUUAAUUGAUAAUACAAAUAAUGUACAACUUACAAACUACGACUACUUAAACAACCAAUUUUCUUACAAUAAUAUACAAGAAAUUAAUGUUCCUUUAGAGGUGGAAAUAUCCACUGGAUCUAACGAAUACACGAAUGAAAACACUGUUAAAAUUUUCAGUGAAACCAAUACAAAUGUAGCCACCGAACAAAUGGCGAUAGAAUGUGAACCGAGGCCUCAAAAGGGCAGAAAGCGUAAAUUCCCCGAACAAAAUCGCGAGUUAAAAAAGAAAAAACUCAACACCGGUCAACAAUACAUAAACAACAAAGGAAAACUCGUGGAGAAAAAGGAAUUUAAAGGCGAAAAUUUUGACUGCAAGUGCCCGAAAAAGUGUUGCGAAAAAAUAUCUGUUGACAUACGCAGGGCCGAGUUCAACAAAUUCUGGACGUCGGGGUCAUUCGAAACGCGUUGCGCACUACUACAAGGCUACGUAAAGCAAAAAAACAAAAAACGGAACUACUCGAACACCUCAAAACGAAAAUAUACUAGGGAAUAUUCGUUAUACAACAUACCCGUGUGUAAAAAGACCCUUUUUAACACUCUUAGUAUAAGCCAGUCGCGGGUAGAUGUCGCCCUAGCUAAGUAUUCUGCACAUAUGCCUUUGAACGAUCAAAGAGGCGUCAAAUCUGGGGGGAAGAAUAAAAUACCGGACAGUGAAAUCGAGAAAAUGAAGGUGUUUUUCGACGAUCUUCCCAAGUAUGAUAUAAAAAAUUCCACAGCAAAAUUUUUGGCCCCCAACUUAAACUUGCAGAUUGUCUAUGACUUGUACAAUGCUAAGCACCCUAAUAGUGUUAGCCAGUCUAGGUUUAAAAAGUACUUUUAUAAUGAAUGUAACCUAAGGUUUAAAAAGGUCAGUAAGGAGGGUAAAAAAAAUGGCAAUAAAGUCGACAUUGUUCAACAAGCUUUCACACAAUAA
Brassicogethes aeneus is the source of this 1908-nucleotide messenger RNA. NCBI's taxonomy places the organism in Eukaryota, Metazoa, Arthropoda, Insecta, Coleoptera, Nitidulidae. The record is from the annotation of a GenBank genome assembly.